AACCCGUGUUUGGACCGAGCAGUUUGAAGGAUGGUUUGCGUCUAAGCGCAGCUGGACUCAGAGGCACACAGACCGCUGACGCUCCGCCAGAGGAAGCAUGUCCUCCCCGGUGAGCAGACGGAACAGCUGCCGAGGAGUCGCGGCUGGAGGCAGAGCAUCCUUGGACUGCCACCUUGGCCGCCGCCGGGCCUCCAGCUGCCCUUAUUUCUCCCCUGAAGACCUCUCGGUCAGCCUGAACCAGCCCCUGUUUGCCAUAACGCUCCGGUUCCUGCUGGCAGUGGAUCUGUGGCUUUCCAAAAAGCUCGGAGUUUGCGCCUGUGAGAAGUCGCCGUUGGGCAGCAUAAGGCCCCUGGUUCGACUGGUGGAGUUCUCCGGCCAUGUCAUCCCGUGGCUGGUCGGCACCGUGUACAAUCUGUGCCGCGGGGACAGCGUGGAGGAGCAGGAGGUCAUGCUGAAUUUAACUCUGGCUCUCAUUCUGGAUCUGAUGCUGGUCAGAGCUGUGAAGAUGUUAGUGAGACGCCGAACACCCGCCCAGAACCGCUCCGAUAUCCUCUCAACCUUCUUCGUAGAACGUUACUCCUUCCCCUCAGGCCACGCUUCAAGAGCGGCCAUGUGUGCCCGUUUCUUCCUCGCCCAGCUGGCAGACACGGCCUCCAUGAGGGUCCUGGUGCUCGGCUGGGCCGCCCUGGUCAGCCUUUCCAGGCUGCUGCUCGCUAGGCACUAUGUGACGGAUGUGGGCUUUGGUUUGGCCAUGGGUUACUGCCAGUACAGCAUGGUGGAGAGGGUGUGGGUGACUUGGGACUGUCUGCAGGACCUGCUGUUUAUUCGGCUGAGAGAAACCCUGGACAGGGCUUAUGACGGACUGUGGACAGUAGAUGAUUGGAAACAUUAGAUCAGAUGUGUGUGUCUGUGUUUGUGGGUGCAUGUUUUAGUUUUAGUAAUGAGAAAAGCCUGUUUGUUUGAAAGACAAAAAUCCAGCAGAAGUUCAGUAACUUUUCAAAUAAAGUCCUUCAGGUGGCAUUUUG
This is a messenger RNA of Cyprinodon tularosa, 1025 nucleotides long. RefSeq names its product phospholipid phosphatase 6-like. The record is from RefSeq and is a predicted model, not a curated record. The coding region runs from base 98 to 892 and encodes 264 amino acids. Gene Ontology annotation, molecular function: sphingosine-1-phosphate phosphatase activity. NCBI's taxonomy places the organism in Eukaryota, Metazoa, Chordata, Actinopteri, Cyprinodontiformes, Cyprinodontidae. The transcript is spliced from 2 exons.